This is a messenger RNA of Brienomyrus brachyistius, 4789 nucleotides long. RefSeq names its product NACHT, LRR and PYD domains-containing protein 12-like. The transcript has 14 exons. The record is from RefSeq and is a predicted model, not a curated record. NCBI's taxonomy places the organism in Eukaryota, Metazoa, Chordata, Actinopteri, Osteoglossiformes, Mormyridae. Gene Ontology annotation, molecular function: protein binding. Bases 619 to 4503 code for a protein of 1294 amino acids.
AAAACCGUACGGAAGUCGCAUGGCCGUAUUUUUAGUUUUUUUUUUGAGGAUUUUUUUGUGCUCUUUCAUUUGACACCAUAAUCCUAAUUUCUAAUUUUUGAGCCAAGUGUACAGUUUAAAACUAAACACACCUGUUUAGUUUAGCGUAUAGGGACACUAGUUCUAGCCCUAGCUAACUCUUCACUCCCAGGCAGACCUGUAGUGUGAGGUGUAGAGCUGGGUGGGGAUCGGUGCCAUUGGCUUUGGAUGAACUGGAUUGUCAGUGCUGUCACUCUAGCUUUGCAAUCUCUUGUGGAACUGGAGUGCUGACAUUUCAGGGACUCCCCAUGCCGGCAUUCCCACUUGCCUCUCCCUCCUACUGAUGCUGCCAUAGCCAUAUCUGCCGGAGCUUGCAGAUUGCACUUCAUAUUGUACUCACCUAGCUUUUAGCACUGCCAAUAGCCUCCUCUACUAUGCCUAAUUGUACAUUUUAUUUCCCCUACUCCUCCUGGGGGUGAUGCCUGGAGACCUCAAUCUAUCAAGAUAUCCAGCACACCCGACCACCACCAGUGACGUCCCUGCAUCCAGCUCGCCGUUCUGAUCUUCCAUAGACCCCAGCAGCAGUCAUCUGGUGCAAAAAUGGAGGGAGAUACUUCUGAAAUGAGCCCCUCUGUGGGGUGUAAGAAGAAAGGACCUGUUUCUGAAAUUUGUCCCUCUGUGGAGUAUAAAAGAAAGAGAACUGAGAGUGCCUUGAUGGAGAGAGCAGGCUCACCUGUGCCCAGCUGUGUUUCCAUGAAGAGUGACAGUUCAAUGGACUUCCUACUCCAAUUCAAAGAGGGACCUUUUCCAUCAGUUAAAAGAGACCAAAUUGAAGAAUGCAGUUCAGAUCUACUUGAUAAAGUGGGUUUAUCUUCCAUAUUGAAGUCACUAGAGGAAAAUGCUGUAAAGUUCCUGAAGGAUGAGCUGAAGAAGAUAGCAAGGUAUCUAGGUCAGAAUUACCCAGAAUGCUCUGAGCCUCAGCUGGAGGAGGACAAAGACCUGGAGAGUGAUGGUCAUAUACAGAACAGUUUUGGUAGAGAGGGAGCUCUGAAGAUCACGCUGUACAUCCUGAGGAACAUGAAGCAAAACGAUCUUGCUGACAUGCUGGAGAAGAGGAAGCUCAUGCAAUGUCAGAAAAUGCUCAUGCAAUGUCAGCAGAGAAUAAAAUGUAACCUGAAGAAGAAAUUUGAGAGUAUAUUUCAAGGGAAAGCUAAGGAAGGACAGCCAACACUUCUCAGUGAGAUUUACACAGAACUCUUCAUAACUGAAGGUGGAACUGGAGUCAAUGAUGAACAUGAAGUGAGACAGAUUGAAACAGCAUCCAAGAAACGGCGAACAGAAGAUACUACAGUCAAGUGCAAUGAUAUAUUUAAACCCUUAUGUGGGCGUGUGACACCUAUCAGAACUGUACUCACUAAAGGGGUGGCAGGUAUCGGGAAAACAGUCUCUGUGCAGAAAUUUAUUCUCGACUGGGCAGAAGGAAAAGCAAACCAAGAUAUUCACUUCAUUUUUGCUCUUCCUUUCCGGGACCUGAAUUUGAUUAAGGAGGAAUACAGUCUGAUUGAACUGCUUCACCACUUUGUCCCAGAUCUGAAAUUAUUUAAAUCCUCUGAGCUGUUUAGGUAUAAAAUCUUGUUCAUCUUUGAUGGUCUCGAUGAGUGUCGCCUUCCUGUAGAUUUUCAGAACAGUGAGAAUUGGUGUGAUGUAACAAAGAAAAUGUCACUGGAUGUGCUGUUGACUAACCUCAUUAAGGGGAAUCUGCUUCCAUCCGCUCUCCUCUGGAUAACCUCCCGGCCAGGAGCAGUCACUCAGAUACCUCCUAAGUGUGUCUACCGGGUGACAGAGAUACGAGGAUUCAGUGAUGCCCAGAAGGAGGAGUAUUUCAGGAGGAGAUUCAGUGACCAGAGCCUGGCCAGCAGGAUUAUCACACAUGUGAAAUUAUCACGGAGCCUCUUCAUCAUGUGUCACAUACCUGUUUUCUGCUGGAUUUCAGCCACUGUUCUUGAGAUGCUUUUUAAUGAGACUGAUGGUGGGGAAAAUCCAAAGACUCUGACUGAAAUGUACACACACUUCCUAAUAUUUCAGACAAGUUUAAAAAAUGACAAAUACCUGAAAAAACAUCAUUCCAAGCUUAGUAAAUGCCCUGAAUCUGCCAAGGAAUUCCUUUUAAAACUUGGCAAACUGGCUCUUCAUAACCUUCAGAAAGGCUAUCUCAUAUUUUAUGAGCAAGAUCUGACAGAGAAUGACAUUGAUGUCACUGAAGCUUCAGUUUACUCUGGAGUGUGCACAGAAGUCUUUAAAGACGAAUCUGGGUUCUAUCAGGAGAAGGUGUACUGCUUUGUGCAUCUGAGCAUUCAGGAGUAUCUCGCUGCUUUAUAUAUGUUUCUAUCAAACUCAUCAGCUGACCUGCUGAAGACUGCAGUGGAUGAGGCAUUAAAGAGCAAGAAUGGACACUUGGACCUCUACCUGCGCUUCCUCCUGGGCCUCUCAACUGACUCAAGUAAAACUCUAUUACAAAGGCUACUGGGACAGACGGGAACCAGCUCAGAUAGCAUUAAGGAAACAACCCAAUACAUCAAGGAGAAAAUACAGGAGAAUUUAUCUCCAGAAAGGACCAUCAACCUUUUCCACUGUUUGAAUGAACUGGGUGAUAAUUCUCUAGUAGAGGAAGUACAAAGAUACCUGAAUUCAGGAAGCCUUUCAGCAGAACACCUCUCACCUGCACAGUACUCAGCUCUGGCCUUUAUGAUGCUGAUGUCAGAUGAGGAGCUAGAUGUGUUUGACCUGAAGAAAUUCAUCAGAUCGGAUGAAGAGCACUGGAGGCUGCUGCCUGUGGUCAAGACAUCGAGGACAGCUCUGCUGAACAGCUGUAAACUCACAGAAAAAUGCUGUGAUUCACUGGCUUCAGCUCUUAAAUCAAACUCCUCACCCCUGAGAGAGCUGGACCUGAGUGACAAUGACCUGCAGGAUUCAGGAGUGAAGCUGCUCUCUGCUGGACUGGGAGAUGCACACUGUAAACUGGAGAUACUGAGGCUGUCAGGCUGUAGAGUCACAGAGAGAGGCUGUUCUUCCCUGGCUUCAGCUCUGAGGUCAAACCCCUCACACCUGAGAGAGCUGGAUCUGAGCUACAAUCAGGCAGGAGACUCAGCAGUGGAGCUGCUCUCUGCUGUACAGGAGGAUCCCAGCUGUAAACUGGAGAAGCUGAAGGUGGAACGGUGUGAUCUCACAGAGAAAUGCUGUGAGGCCCUGGCUUCAGCUCUAAGAUCAAACUCCUCAUACCUGAGAGAGCUGAACCUGAGUAACAAUGCCCUGCAGGAUUCAGGAUUGAAGCUGCUCUCUGCUGGACUGGAGGUUUCACACUGUAAACUGGAGAUGCUGAGGCUGUCAGGCUGUAGAGUCACAGUAGAAGGCUGUUCUUUCCUAGCUUCAGCUCUGAGGUCAAACCGCUCACACCUGAGAGAGCUGGAUCUGAGCUACAAUCACGCAGGAGACUCAGCAGUGGAGCUGCUCUCUGCUGUACUGGAGGAUCCCAGCUGUAAACUGAAGAAGCUGAAGCUGAACAGCUGUAAUCUCACAGAGAAAUGCUGUGAUUCACUGGCUUCAGCUCUCAGAUCAAACUCCUCACAUCUGAAUGAGCUGGACCUGAGUGACAAUGACCUGCAGGAUUCAGGAGUGAAACUGCUCUCUGCUGGACUGGGAGAUGCACACUGUAAAUUGGAGACACUGAGGCUGUCAGGCUGUAGAGUCACAAAAGAAGGCUGUUCUUUCCUGGCUUCAGCUCUGAGGUCAAACCCCUCACACCUGAGAGAACUGGAUCUGAGCUACAAUCACCCAGGAGACUCGGGAGUUAAGCUGCUCUAUGCUGUACUGGAGGAUCCCAGCUGUAAACUGGAAAAGCUGAAUGUGGACCACAGGGGAGAAUGCAGGACCAGACCAGGCUUACAGAAAUACCCCUGCCACCUGACACUGGACCCCGACACAGCAUACAGCCACCUGUCUCUAUCACAGGGGAACAGAAAGGUGACAUGUGGGGCAGAGCAGCAGCCAUAUUCUGAUCAUCCACAGAGAUUUGAGUGCUGGCCCCAAGUUCUGUGCAGAGAGAGUUUGACUGGUCGCUGUUACUGGGAGGCUGAGUGGAGUGGAGAUGCAGCCUAUAUAGGAAUGACUUAUAAAGGAAUCGGGAGGAAAGGAGACAGUGCUGACUGUCUGCUUGGAGACAAUGACAAGUCAUGGAGUCUGCGCUGCUCUCCUCACAGUUACUAUGUCCGACACAAUAAUAAACUGACUGUCAUACCCAUACAGCCCUCAGGUUCCUGCAGAGUAGGAGUAUAUCUGGAUUGGGAGGCUGGUGCUCUUUCCUUCUACAGGGUCACCUCUGAUGGACUGACCCUCCUGUACAGAUUCAACUCCUCAUUCACUGAACCCCUCUAUCCAGGGUUUCGGGUUUAUCCAAACUCCCCAGUGUCACUGUGCAUGCUGAGAUAGCUCACUGUGUGCUGGAGGAACAAUUUUAACUGUAUCACAGUGUCACAUGUUACCUUUUCUUCAUGGUAAAUCACUGCUUUCUAACCUAUAUAACCAUUUUUUAUUGUUUGACAAAAAUAAAUAAUGAGGUUUAGUGAAUUGAACAAAUAUGCAGAAAGGCUUUUUCUUCUGACUAAAAUGUAAUGAAAUCUAAGCCUUAAGUCUCCCAUGAAUAUGAACAUUUUACAUAUUUGUCUAUAUAUUGUAUUUCCUACCUGUACAAUAACAAUAAAGGCUUUCUAUUAUA